Molecule: messenger RNA, 2451 nt
Organism: Engraulis encrasicolus (European anchovy)
Lineage: Eukaryota; Metazoa; Chordata; Actinopteri; Clupeiformes; Engraulidae
Product: protocadherin alpha-13-like
Exons: 2
Coding region: 1-2451 (816 amino acids)
Biological process (GO): homophilic cell-cell adhesion
Cellular component (GO): plasma membrane
Molecular function (GO): calcium ion binding
Source: RefSeq, a predicted model, not a curated record
AUGGGAGAGCGAGGACAAAGGCGCGUAUGGGACUGUUGUUUCUGGACACUGUAUUUCUUUUUGUUGCUACGUAGCGGGGAGCAUGUUUCAGCUCAGAUACGAUACUCCAUACCAGAGGAGAACAAAGAGGGAUCGGUUGUUGGACAUAUUGCGAAAGAUUUGGGGUUAGAUGUUACCACUUUGGUGAAUAGAAGAUUACGCAUCGUUUCCGGCACCGAGGACUCUCUUUUCCAGGUAAAUGAGAACAAUGGGGACCUGCUCGUCAGUAAGACUAUUGAUAGAGAGGCCAUUUGCGAUGGGCAAAGCGCUUGCCUGAUGAAUCUAAAAAUGAUUGUCGAUAACCCUCUGGAAAUACAUUAUGUUGCGGUUGAAAUCACGGAUGUCAAUGACCAUUCCCCCAGUUUUCCUGAAAAGGAGAAACGACUCGAGAUAGCCGAGAACAGAUUACCGGGAGCAAGAUUUCAGCUUCAAGCAGCACGCGACCCAGACAUUGGAAUGAACAGUGUGCAGUCAUACAAAUUGAGCCAAAAUGAUAACUUUGAGCUAAAGCUAUUAGAGAGAAGCAAAGUGAAAAUCCCGUACUUAGUGCUAAAGAAACCCCUUGAUAGAGAAACCAAAGCCGAGCACAGCUUUUGUUUAACGGCGUAUGAUGGGGGCACUCCCCCUAGAUCAGGAACUCUGAAUGUAACAGUAACGGUCCUUGACAUAAAUGACAAUCCACCAGUUUUUAGUCAAGAGCUUUACACUGUGACUAUACCAGAAAAUGCUGAAUUUGGAACUGUUGUAUUAGCAGUUACAGCGACUGAUAUUGACAAGGACGCAAAUGGCGAGUUAGAAUACAUUAUGGGCACAGACUUAGACCCAGCACUAUUCGAGAAAUUUGAUUUAGACAGUGUAACCGGUGAGAUACGAAUAAAAGGCGCCCUUGAUUAUGAAGUCACUGACCUGUAUAAACUAGAUAUUCAAGCAAUAGACAAGGGCCAACCACCUCUGAAUGCCGAAUGCGGUGUUAAUAUUAAAAUACUAGAUGUGAACGAUAAUGCCCCAGUUAUUGAAGUAACAUCACUCUCUACUCAAGUUUCUGAAGACGCAAAACCUGGUACAGUUAUUUCACUUAUUAGCAUAAUAGACAAAGAUUCAGGAAUGAACGGAAAAGUAGUAUGCAGUCUGUCUGGGGAUGUGCCAUUUGAGCUGAAAGCGUCAGUGCAGGAUAACAUGUUUUCCCUCGUCACAAAACGCAGUCUUGACAGAGAGAGCCUGUCAUACUAUGACAUCACCAUAAAUGCGUUCGAUUUGGGUCAGCCAGCACUUUCCACAUUCAAAACGUUGAGUGUCCAGAUAUCAGACGUGAAUGACAACUGUCCAGAGUUCCAGCAGAAUCCUCUUGAACUUUACAUGUAUGAAAACAACGUACCAGGUGCGUCCAUCUUUUCUGUAACUGCAACAGAUAAAGACGUAGAUGAGAAUGCUGCAAUAUCCUAUCAAAUUGCCAGGGGUGGCCACAGCGAAAUGACAUCAUUUCUCAACAUCAACGCAGAUAGCGGGGCUAUUAGUGCGCUCAAAAGUUUUGACUUUGAAGCUGUUAAAAUGUUCAAUUUCUGCGUAAUAGCAAAGGACGCUGGACAUCCUUCUUUAAGCAGCAAUGUAACUAUACAUGUUUUUAUUCUGGAUCGGAACGACAACACUCCGGUCAUCUUGUCCCCAGUAAGUGCAAACGGAUCAGCUGAGGGCACUGUUGAAAUCCCGCGCAAUGCCAACCAGGGAUAUUUGGUCACUAAAGUGAGGGCGUCAGACGCUGACAUCGGAUACAACGGAUGGUUAUUAUUUUCAAUACAAGAGGUUGCCGACCACACGCUGUUUGGUCUGGACCGUUAUACUGGACAGAUACGAAUGCUGCGCGCCUUUGCAGAGACUGACGAAAGUGAGCACAAACUGACUGUGGUUGUGAAAGACAAUGGCAACGUGUCGCUAUCAGCAACAGCCACUGUGCUUGUCAGAGUGGUGGAGCCAAUGGAGGCCUUUGCAGCCUCUGAUAUUAAAAGUUCCCAGAACGUCGAGGAGGAAAACGACAUGGCAUUUUACCUAAUGAUAACGCUUGGAGCUGUGUCCAUACUUUUUGUGAUAAGCUUAGCUGUCCUGAUUGCCAUGCAGUGUUCCAAACAAGCGGACUACUCGUCCAAGUACUUGCAGGACACGAACUAUGAUGGAACUUUAUGCCACAGCAUCCAGUACAGAUCUGGAGACAAGAGGUACAUGCUGGUUGGACCCAGAAUGAGUAUUGGCUCCAAUAUAGUUCCUGGCAGUAAUGCGAAUACUCUGGUUGUACCUGAUCGCAGGAGUAGAACUUCUGUUGAGUCGCACAAUGAAAGCGUAACGGGGCAGUGCGGUGCUGAAGAAAAUGCUUUGACAGUCGGAUGGGAUUUGUACUACAACAUGAUCUUCCUCCUGUAA